AUGGAUGAGGUGCCUUUGAACGGGGUCGACGCAGGUGCAUUCCAACUCGGUGACCCCUCUCAAGAAAACCACACUGGUCAAGGAUUUGUAUCUGCGCCUGUGCAAGAUAAGACCAUUGAUCAGUUACACCAGUUGGUCAACCAGAAUGAGGUUGGACAAGUGUCGACCGAUUUGGUUCCCGUAGAGCAGCAUGGCUACCAGCCUACUGACCCUACCUAUGACUUCUCGCAGGAUCUUGGUCUCUGGGAUACUAACUUCCAGGUCCCAUCUCAGUUCUUAGACACCACUCCCGGCUUCUCCGCGUUUCCGGGUGGCAACGCGUUCAUGCAGGACAUGUCGCAGUAUCCUGUUGCUGCCCAGCCUUCACAGACGUAUCCUGACCCAUUCACUUCGAUAUACCCUGUUCAGCCGUACUACCAACCAACACAACAGCCGUAUCCGCAACAGCACACUGGAUACGUGGCGAUGCCUACCGAACAGUAUAAUGGAUCACACCAAUUCAACAAGACCUUCCCCUCAAGCUCUCGCCAAUCCAGUCGGCCCGCACCACAAUUACCCAAACGUAAACGUACGCAGUCUGGCUUCGGAUCUGAUGAUGACGCUUAUGUCGCCAAGCAACCUCCCAGGCAGCUUACACAUCGAACCCGAUCAUCAGUAGAUACCCGUCACGAUUCUAACGUUUCCUGCGCGAGCUCAGUCAGCAAACCGGUCAAAGUAGCUGUCGUGCGAGCUGGGGAAAAGCCAAAGAAGUGUGACGACAAGCCCUGGGUUCGCGUUAACAACACAACUAGGGGCGAGACUACGCGUACCGCUCGUAUCAAUCAACACGCAGAAGAAGGCCGCAAGUACAAGACCAAGCCUCUUCCUCACGGCAACUGGUCAUCAUCAUCCGGUUUCAAGUUUGAGUACAGUCAAAACAACGGCAUGCACGAGUUCAAGAAGCGUACCAUGACUGCCCGCGAGAUUCAUGAGUACAUUACCCAGUAUCCCGGCGAUAAUCUGCGCAUCUGGAUCCAGCCUGUAGCUUCAGACUCCGCCCGCCGCUAUGCUUCUGCAUCCCACAGCCACUGUCGCUUUGACGCUUGCCCAAUGCGUGUGUACACCGGCAAAGGCACAGCUGAAGUCGGCAACUACCGCGUCGCAUUCGAUGAAAAGCACCGAACCUAUGGUACUGGUGUUGUUGAUCCAUAUGACUGCGUGGGCUUUGCUCAUCUAUACUGUAUGGAGCGCUUCCUAGACUUUGCCUACAUCUGCCAGGUAGCUAACGUCAAGGUUGAUCAGCGUGUAGGCAUGGAGAAAGAGCCAAAAGGUCACUUCGCAUCCGCGUUCGGCUCGAAACAUCAUUACGAAGCGGCGUUAGCUAGCAAGUUCAUUGAAGCUGCUAGCAAAGGCCGAUUAGGUGAUACUCACGAGUUCUCUGACUACCCCGUCCAUGAACACUACAAGGGCGGUCAUCCUAAGCCUCACGAACGUACGCUCAUCUACGCGCUCUACGGCAUGAACAUGAAGCACCGCGCAAAGUCACAGAUGAAACAGUUCAUCCUUCAACGCAAGAUCCGCCCCGGUUCUUUCCCCGUUCACCGCGGUGACAUGGAAGUCAAGCUCGUCGACAAGAAGAUCGAGAAAAUGGAUGUCUAUAUAGACUAUAAGCGAGAAGGAUCAAAGAAGGAGUUCGACUACUCAGCCUAUUACGAUAUCCUUCAUCCGGAGAUCAACCAGCGCAUCGCUGAAAUGGAGAAGAAGCGAGAUGAAUUCAUCAAAGAAGACGAAGCGGGUAUCGGUGGUAAGCGCAAAACACCACGUCGGACCAUCACUUUCGCAGAUUCAGAUGAUGAAAGACAGACGCCUUCGCGGAAGCGUUCGCGGUCUAAGAAGCAGGAAGCUAACGAUAGCGACUCAUCUGAUGACGAGCGUCCAGCACUCAAACGCACGUCUACGGCACAGUCCACAGGACGUAUAACCGCCCUCUCCGACUCCGAGGACUCAGACUCCUUCGAAAAGAUUAUCAACGGUACCAAACCCCGUCAAGGUUCCCGCGCCGGUCUCCGCAAAAAACAGCGCAUCAACUACUCCGAGCCCGCCGACCUCCCUGUCCAAUCCGCCGCUCCUCCCCCGUCUAGCGAUUUCAUGGCCAACUACGCUCCCGCUGUCCCCUUCGACGACCGCAAACAGAGCCUCAGCGCUUUCUUUCCAGCCAACAACGAUCCGUCUUGGUCUAAUCUAGAUCUCGAUGAGUUUUCGAUCGAGGGCAUGGAUGAUGUGUGUAUGGAUGAGGAGGCUGUUGAUGCGCUUAUUGGUAAUAAUGCGAAGUAUCGGAGGCAGAGUUCGACGUUUGAAAGUGGGCCGUGGGCGUCUGGGAGGACUGCGAGUUUUAAUGCACAACCUGUGUCUGGGAGUAGGGAGUUUAGGAGGAAGGAUCCGCCGAGUUGUGUUGCGGAUGUGGAGGAGGGUGAGCAGCAGGUGACGAGGAGGAGUAAGAGGUUGGCUGGUAAGGGUACGCCGGCUUCAUCUGUUACUGGAUAG
This is a messenger RNA of Alternaria conjuncta, 2523 nucleotides long. RefSeq lists its product as uncharacterized. The record is from RefSeq and is a predicted model, not a curated record. The transcript has a single exon. NCBI's taxonomy places the organism in Eukaryota, Fungi, Ascomycota, Dothideomycetes, Pleosporales, Pleosporaceae. Bases 1 to 2523 code for a protein of 840 amino acids.